GUUACACCACUGGUGAGCAUGAAGCCUUCUUUCACUUCAACUAUUAAUAAUUUUACUCAUUUUGGAACUACAGACUUUAAUAUGUGUAUGGCAGCACGAAAUCCGGUUUACAUCCCCCGGGACUUGGUAGACUCAAUCAUCGAUGAGCUCAGAGACGACGCUUCCGCCCUUCGCGCAUGUUCCCUCGUCGGAUGGGAAUGGAGGUUUCACUCCCUCUAUCGCCUCUUCCAGAAAUGUGAUGUUGUUCUUCGAUCCGAAGCGGACUUCCUCGGUUUUAUCAAGUGCGAGUACAUACAUCUCUGCGUCAGGUCCUUGGUCCUUACCUACACCGACACUUCCUCCGGUCGCUGCCCUCCCAUGAUGCCCAACGUCUUCGCUACCUUGAAUAAAUUGGAGUGCCUGACGCUCCGCGGUCGCUACACCAUCAAAUCCAUGUCAUCCGACACUCUCGUAAGCCUUGGUCGUCUAAGCGACUCUAAAGUCGGCGCUCUUCACACCCUCAUCCUGGAAGAACUUGGGAAGCGUGUCUCUCCCCGAAGACUUCCCUCCUUUCCCGCACUCCUAGCCACGUUCACCAGACUCCGAAAACUGAAGAUAUCAUCUUCCACUCAGUUUAUUUCCUUCGGACCAGAAGGGGUGAAGAGCUUGCUCGACGUCGAAGAGCUAGAACUAUCCCAGAUAUGCCCUGGAAGCUGGUGUCAUGUUGCGCAGUUUCUCGAUCGCCGUUUGAAGCGCCUCUCGGUUGAUAUCUGUGCUCUUCAGUCCGACCGAUGCCUGGAAGACCUUUUGCACUGGGCACAGUCACAGCUAGACACGAUUCGGGUCCACCACGGCACCUUCGCUACCGCUCUGUACACGAACCCAAAACUUUGGGGGAAAUAUACUUUGGCGCGGGAUGUUUUCUUCCGCGUCAAAGACCGUCGGUGGAGUAGUAUCUUCGGGACUGCUAACGAGCUCAGGGCCCUAAUGGGAUGGUAUCUUGAUUGCUUUGAGGCCGCUCAAGCGGAGACCUUCUGUGCGAGCUUUGCUUGUGAAAACACAAGGAGUAGCUUGUUCGAUCCGAUCUGUGACGCGAUGUGGACUCGAUGCGACAAAAUGUCCUCGGAAAGCAAAGCGCUAAAACAGUUUACGAUGGAGCUGCAUGGAUUCGAUAUGGAAGGGCGUUUCUGUAAAAGGGCUAUCCGGGAUCGGCUUCCUCGAUUGAGUGAGGAGGGUAAACUAACGGUUAGGGUUUACAGUUCUCACGUUGUUUAAAUAUAUAUCCGAAGAACCUACGUACCUCAUGUCUUGUUCUAUGUACUCAAAGUGUCUACGUUUCGGCAUUCAAGUUCCGCAGCGAACCCUUCCUUGAGAUGUCCAUGCCGACCCGGGAUAAAAUAAUAC
Desarmillaria tabescens is the source of this 1383-nucleotide messenger RNA. RefSeq lists its product as uncharacterized. The record is from RefSeq and is a predicted model, not a curated record. Bases 19 to 1254 code for a protein of 411 amino acids. Lineage: Eukaryota; Fungi; Basidiomycota; Agaricomycetes; Agaricales; Physalacriaceae. The transcript has a single exon.